This is a messenger RNA of Pipistrellus nathusii (Nathusius's pipistrelle), 279 nucleotides long. The record is from the annotation of a GenBank genome assembly. Lineage: Eukaryota; Metazoa; Chordata; Mammalia; Chiroptera; Vespertilionidae.
AUGAUCAAGUUCCGGGAGGCGGUGACCUUCCAGGACGUGGCCGUGGUCUUCACGGAGGAGGAGCUGGGGCUGCUGGAUGCUGCCCAGAGGAAGCUGUACCGGGACGUGACGCUGGAGAACUUCCGGAACCUGGUCUCCGUGGGACACCGGUCCUCUAAACCAGCUGUGAUCUCCCGGUUGGAGAGAGAGGAGGAGAUACACACGCAGAGAGGUGGGCGUUCCGCGGAGAACUGUGCAGCCAGAGCCCUCGAAGGGUUUCUCUGGGGGGCAUUCUCUUAA